AUGGCGGCGACGCGCCGCCACCGCCUCGCCGGGUCGUCGCUUGGCCCGGUGCUCGGCGCGCCGCGCCUGUGGCAUGUGCUCCGCCAGUGCUGGCUCAUCUGCUUAGACCAGCGGGCGGAGGCGGAGCACACCAGCAUGUUGGUGACUCAGCUCCAGCAGAUGACACUGAGCGGCGGCGCGGGCUGGGCUCCUCCAGACGACGCGGGACCUGGCGGAGACGGAGAGGGGGGAGCCAGCCCGAUCGGGCCGCUGCCGCCGGGGAUACCGAUGAUGCCGGGCGUGACGGGCCCCGCCUUCCCUGGCGGCACGGCGGGCCCUUUCGGAGGAGCCUUCGCCCCGCCCGCUGCGCCGACGGCCCCGCCAGGCGCCUCGCUUCUGGGCGACCUCGGAGCUUCGGCGGGCGUCCCCAGCGCCAUGGGCGGCGGUCUGCCCGAUGGCGGCCCAGCGGCUGCAGGGGCCCAGGCUGGCGGCCCAGCGGCCGCGGUGCAGGGCGGGGCCGUGAAGGCGCAGGCCCUGGAGGUCAAGGAGCUGCUGGAGGCUUUCGGGGCGGCGAAGGCCACCGACUUCCAGUGGGUGAAGCGACUGCUGAUGGGUUUCGGCUACGUGGGCGAGCAGACGAUGACGGCGCCGCGGAAGGAGGAGAUGGCGGCGGCGCUUGAGCCGCUCGCGGCCCAGGCCGCCCUCUCCACCGCAGGAGGGCCUUGGUCUGGAGGCGCGGUGCCGAGUCUAGCCGCGGCCCAGGGCGGCGCGGAGGAGACCAGGUGGGGCCCGUCGUUGCCUGCGGACCUCCAGCGCGCUGGCCCAGAGAUCAAUCGAGCGAUUCGAGGUGAAGGAUCGACGAGUGUGCCUGACUGGAUCGCCCAGCGAUGUCAGGGCAGUCGCUCGAGCCCAGAGUGGGUCGAUCUGUGGACCCUCGCCACGUCGAUCGACUUCCGUCUGCGUGACUGCAAGAGCGGUGUGGAGCUCAUGCAGCUGCUGGCAGGCGAUGACAUGAUGGGCAAGAAUGACAAGGCUGGUCGGGACGGCGGUGCCCCGUCAGCGUCGGCCCAGGAUCAGGCCGCGCACCUCGUCGGGCCAGCGGGCGAGGUGCGGAGCGAAGCAGUGUGGGUUCCUGGGAUGCGUGACGACUCGAGCCCAACGCUGAAGCAGGUGAUCUCGGCGAGGCCAGGACAGGAGGCGCUGCUGCUGAUCACGCCGGUGUGCAAGCCUCGACAGGCGUCCAGCCGCUCCAGCAGGCUACGCCAUCGUUACAAGCGGAAGCUCGCCGUCUGGGUUCUCGCGAACGAUUACGUGCGUGGGAUCAACUCCACGGACACGGGCUCGUGCAAGGACCUCACCCGAUCCCGCCACAUGAGUGACUUAUCGGACGAGGUGCGGGGUCUGCAAGACCAAAUACAUCGGGUGGCUUUACGAGAAGCGAAACGACUGGCAGAGGCGCGCCGAGAUCUUGGUCUGACUGGCGUCCAAGCGGUGUUGGAGCUAGCUCGUGUGGAAGAGGUGGGCAAUGGCAAGCCGAUCCGUCUGUCGAGCAACGAAGCCCUGAGAGCGGCGUCGGUUGACGAGCCGAGUGUGAUUAAGUGUGUCCAGAGGCUCGACGCGCUCAGUCCGGAGGAGGCACAGUACUACAGCCUGGAGGAGAACGUAAUGGAACGCGACGACCUCAGGGGCCGGGUGCUGUUUGAGGAGCUGCAGGAGAAGUUUGGCUUCGUGGGCGGGGCCCAGCUGGAGUGCGAGCGGUACCUGGGCCGUGAGGACCUGUCACCCAACCUGUGGCACUUCGGUGGCCUGGAGGAGGCGAAGGCGAUCGCAGGCUGCAGCACGGCAGGCAAGAAGUCGGGCGAUCGGCAGAGGAAGAUCAUCAUGACGGUGGCGGCGAGCUAG
Prorocentrum cordatum is the source of this 1881-nucleotide messenger RNA. The record is from the annotation of a GenBank genome assembly. Lineage: Eukaryota; Dinophyceae; Prorocentrales; Prorocentraceae.